AUGGCCCGAAACAUUCUGGAUAGCAUACAAUUUACUCAAAAUUACAAGGAUCAGAUUAAGAAAGAGGAAGAUGCAAUCUACAAGUUCUUUGUCAAACACAAGGAUACUUACUGUUCACCAGACAGUGUGGGUACGGCCUCCCAAGUACUUCGUCAAAAGUUGGAAAUGAAUAGUCUUAAACAUGAGAACUGUGUAGCGGUAUUAAAAGCUGCAGAGGAAAGAAGAGAAAAAGAAAAAGCAGAGUAUGAAAAGCGAAUGAAGGAGAUUGAAAGAAAUGGGUUGGAUCUUGAAAGUUCUUCAUCAGUGGCAAUAAUGCGACCAGUAACGCCAGAAGUGAAAGCGACAUUAUACGAAGGAAUUUCAGCUGAAGAUGGGGGAAGGUUAGUGUCCCUUGUAGUUAGAAGUCUUAACCUAAUGACCGUUGUAGUUUAG
Messenger RNA from Rodentolepis nana, 432 nucleotides. The record is from the annotation of a GenBank genome assembly. NCBI's taxonomy places the organism in Eukaryota, Metazoa, Platyhelminthes, Cestoda, Cyclophyllidea, Hymenolepididae.